AGAUAUCGAGAGGCGAGAGGUUGGAGAAAAAAUUUCGGUUGCAUUUCUGCCUUGUCUGGUUCGGGACGCGUGGCACAGAAUUGUAGUUUAGCUUUUUAGUAGCUGGUGAUAGAGAAAGGAGAGUCGGAGAGAAGACUGAACUCUCUCUCUCUCUUUCACGAUGGCCGCCUCCCGCCGCUUAGCCAAGGAGCUGUCGGACAUCAGAAAGAAUGAAGAGAAAGUCUUCACGGACAUACAGGUAGACGAAGGCAACAUGCUGCGCUGGCAGGGUCUUCUAGUGCCAGACAAUCCGCCGUACAAUCAGGGCGCGUUCCGAGUGGAGAUAAACUUCCCGCCCGAGUACCCGUUCAAGCCGCCCAAGCUCACGUUCGUCACAAAGAUCUACCACCCGAACGUGGACGAGAAGGGCCAGGUCUGCCUGCCCAUCAUCACCGCCGAGCACUGGAAACCAGCAACGAAGACGGACCAGGUCAUCGCGGCACUAGUGGCCUUGAUUCACGCUCCCGAGCCAGACCAUCCUCUUCGCGGAGACCUGGCGGAGGAAUACAUGAAGCGGCGCCCGCAGUUCCUCAAGAAUGCCGAGGACUUCACGAAAAAGUUCGGCGAGAGACGGCCAUAGGUUCUGCAGUGGGGUGCGGAAGCUGAGCAGCGAGCAAGCUUUCAAGGUCUGGAACUGUUGAGAUUUUCUCCUUUUUUUGCCCAAUUUUUGUCUCUAUAUUUUUCGCUGCAUGUUGUACACGUAUCGGUGCUGUCGCUACGCGUUCGCUACUGCAGACACAGCCCAAGCGCUGCCGCCCGAGAAGCGAUUUCGGUUGUGGUUGCUCGUGAGGCUGCUGUGGUGGCUGGUCCGGAAUGCACUCACAUACCCGGCUACAGUGCAGUGAUGCCAGUGCUGUAGGGACAGGAAGAUUGAGUGUGUCGAGUUUCUCCUGUUUUGUGUUUCUCUUCUCACACACAGACACACACACGCUCUCUCUCUCUCUCUCUCUCUCUCUCUCUCUCUCUCUCUCUCUCUCUCUCUCUCUCUCUCUCUCUCUCUCUCUCUCUCUCUCUCUCUCUCUCUCUCUCUCUCUCUCUCUCUCUCUCUCUCUCUCUCUCUCUCUCUCUCUCUCUCUCUUUCUUAUUGUAAUGUUGGCGCGCCACGCUGUGAAACGUGGUCUUGCGCUCGGCUGUCAAAAUAUACAUGGGCUCCGCUGCUGCUGCUGCUGCUGUUGCGCAUGGCCUUUACCAGACCUGCGUGACACGAACUUUCACGUCGCCGCCUUCUGCGCUUGUGUAUAGCAGCUAAGUACGCGCACACAUGCGACGCCUCCGUGUGUUUGCAUGCAUGUGUACGUGCAUGCACACACCCUGGAUCCUGCUUGCUCCGCUUUUGCGUCCGCCGGCAUAUUGGCGCGUGUGCGUGUGCUCCUUUUGUAACACGUGUACACAAUUUUGCUUUUAGCGUGCGCCGAAAACGUGCACAUCUGUCCAUAUUUGGCAAAUAUUCCUGUACAGCUUUUAAUCUAAAUAGGUGGCACAUUUUUUGUGUCAAUUCUCUUUUGCUUUGAGGCGAGCGCCACCAGUGCCAUAAUGUUCUCGACCCCACUCCCCCGCCCAAGCGUUCGUUUACUUUUUCCCGGUCAUUUUUUCUGUUGGUGUGGAGGUGGCUAUUUUUGUGCUACGUUAUGUGCUCGAUCACUGUAUUGUUCAUCUCUCGA
Messenger RNA from Sycon ciliatum, 1700 nucleotides. Its product is annotated as ubiquitin-conjugating enzyme E2 L3-like. The transcript has a single exon. Lineage: Eukaryota; Metazoa; Porifera; Calcarea; Leucosolenida; Sycettidae. Gene Ontology annotation, biological process: protein polyubiquitination. The coding region runs from base 161 to 619 and encodes 152 amino acids. Gene Ontology annotation, cellular component: nucleus. Gene Ontology annotation, molecular function: ubiquitin conjugating enzyme activity. The record is from RefSeq and is a predicted model, not a curated record.